Heterocephalus glaber (naked mole-rat) is the source of this 6556-nucleotide messenger RNA. It is a transcript of the gene Ythdc2, whose product is annotated as YTH N6-methyladenosine RNA binding protein C2. Gene Ontology annotation, molecular function: helicase activity; protein binding; ATP binding. The record is from RefSeq and is a predicted model, not a curated record. Gene Ontology annotation, cellular component: intracellular anatomical structure. Lineage: Eukaryota; Metazoa; Chordata; Mammalia; Rodentia; Bathyergidae.
GUGGCGCAGGCGCCUCUGCCGCUGUGGGCUGUGCUCGUGAGUGGGGGCGUCCCGGCAACCCCGGCACGGUACCUCCCGCCUGCGGAGCGGUACAGUCUCGCCCCUGAUCCUCAAGUCCCUGUCACUGGCUGUCCCAAGCAGGCUGGCUGCCUCUGCGCUGGGAGAACAUCGCCUCAGGGCCAUGUCCAGGCCCAGCAGCGUCUCCCCGCGGCCGCCUGCUCCGGGCGGUGGCGGCGACGGCGGCGUAGGAGGCGGCCUCGCUGCCUGUGGCUCUGGGGGUGGCCGCCGGGCCAAGGGUCUGAAGGACAUUCGUAUCGACGAGGAGGUGAAGAUCGCAGUCAACAUCGCCCUGGAGCGCUUCCGGUACGGGGACCAGCGAGAAAUGGAAUUUCCUUCUUCUUUGACCAGUACUGAAAGAGCUUUUAUUCAUCGAUUGAGUCAGUCUCUUGGUUUGGUCUCUAAAAGUAAAGGAAAGGGAGCAAAUAGAUACCUAACUGUGAAGAAGAAAGAUGGAUCAGAAACAGCUCAUGCAAUGAUGACCUGUAAUUUGACUCAUAAUACAACACAUGCUGUUAGGAGCCUAAUUCAGAGAUUUCCUGUCACCAAUAAAGAGCGUACCGAACUUCUGCCUAAAACAGAAAGAGGAAAUGUGUUUGCAGUUGAAGCUGAAAAUCGAGAAAUGAGCAAGACAAGUGGACGACUCAGCAAUGGCAUACCUCAAAUUCCAGUGAAAAGAGGAGAAUCUGAAUUUGAUUCAUUCAGGCAGUCUUUGCCAGUGUUUGAGAAACAAGAAGAAAUUGUUAAAAUAAUUAAGGAAAAUAAAGUAGUUUUGAUUGUAGGAGAAACUGGAUCUGGAAAGACCACACAGAUUCCUCAGUUCCUUUUAGAUGAUUGCUGUAAAAAUGGUAUCCCCUGCCGUAUAUUUUGUACUCAACCAAGACGAUUAGCAGCUAUUGCUGUAGCUGAAAGAGUUGCUGCAGAGAGAAAGGAAAGAAUUGGUCAAACGAUUGGAUAUCAGAUUCGAUUAGAAAGCAGGGUUUCUCCAAAGACACUUCUGACAUUUUGCACUAAUGGGGUGUUGCUUCGUACAUUGAUGGCAGGUGAUAGUACAUUGUCAACUGUGACACAUGUAAUUGUGGAUGAAGUGCAUGAAAGGGAUCGAUUUAGUGAUUUUUUACUUACAAAAUUAAGAGAUUUGUUGCAAAAGCACCCAACUUUGAAACUGAUUCUUUCUAGUGCUGCUUUGGAUGUAAAUCUCUUUAUAAGAUAUUUUGGAAGUUGUCCAGUGAUAUAUAUACAGGGAAGACCAUUUGAAGUAAAGGAAAUGUUUCUGGAAGAUAUUUUAAGAAGUACUGGAUAUACAAACAAAGAAAUGUUAAAGUAUAAAAAAGAAAAACAGCGAGAAGAAAAACAACAAACCACGCUUACAGAAUGGUACUCAGCUCAAGAGAAUACUUUUAAACCUGAAUCUCAGCGACAGAGAACAGUUCCAAAUGUGACUGAAGAGUAUGAUUUAUUAGAUGAUGGAGGUGAUGCUGUCUUUAGUCAGCUGUCAGAAAAAGAUGUGAAUUGCCUUGAGCCAUGGCUGAUAAAGGAAAUGGAUACUUGUCUUUCUGACAUAUGGCUACAUAAAGAUGUUGAUGCCUUUGCUCAAGUCUUCCACCUUAUUUUAACUGAAAAUGUUAGUGUUGAUUACAGACAUAGUGAAACCAGUGCCACAGCACUGAUGGUUGCUGCAGGACGAGGCUUUGCAAGCCAAGUGGAGCAGUUAAUCAGCAUGGGUGCCAACGUCCAUAGCAAAGCAUCAAACGGCUGGAUGGCCUUAGAUUGGGCUAAACACUUUGGGCAGACUGAAGUUGUGGAUCUCCUAGAAUCUUACAGUGCUUCAUUGGAAUUUGGAAAUCUAGAUGAAAGUUCUCUGGUUCAAACAAAUGGAAAUGACCUGAGUGCAGAAGACAGAGAGCUCCUGAAAGCUUAUCAUCAUAGUUUUGAUGAUGAAAAAGUAGACUUGGAUUUGAUCAUGCAUCUUUUAUACAAUAUCUGCCAUAGCUGUGAUACUGGUGCAGUAUUAAUUUUUCUACCUGGAUAUGAUGAAAUUGUUGGUCUGAGAGAUCGCAUCCUGUUUGAUGACAAGCGGUUUGCUGACAGUGCACAUAGAUAUCAGGUCUUUAUGCUUCAUUCAAAUAUGCAAACGUCUGAUCAAAAGAAAGUAUUAAAAACCCCACCUGCAGGUGUUCGUAAAAUAAUUCUUUCCACAAAUAUUGCUGAAACCAGCAUAACAGUCAAUGAUGUUGUGUUUGUUAUUGAUUCUGGAAAAGUGAAAGAGAAAUCCUUUGAUGCACUGAACUUUGUUACAAUGUUAAAAAUGGUAUGGAUUUCUAAAGCUAGUGCCAAACAACGAAAAGGCAGAGCGGGGCGAUGUAGACCUGGAGUUUGUUUCCGUCUGUUUAGUAGAAUCCGAUUUCAGAAUAUGUUGGAAUUUCAGACUCCAGAACUUUUGAGAAUGCCAUUACAGGAACUUUGUUUACAUACCAAGCUGUUAGCUCCAAUUAGUUGUACCAUAGCUGAUUUCCUUAUGAGAGCUCCUGAACCUCCACCAGCUUUAAUUGUAAGAAAUGCUGUACAGAUGCUUAAGUCAAUAGAUGCAAUGGAUGCAUGGGAAGAUCUCACUGAGCUUGGAUAUCAUUUGGCUGACCUGCCAGUAGAACCACAUCUUGGUAAAAUGGUGCUAUGUGCUGUUGUUUUAAAGUGUCUGGAUCCCAUCCUUACGAUUGCCUGCACACUAGCUUAUCGAGACCCUUUUGUACUGCCUACUCAGGCCUCUCAAAAACGUGCUGCUAUGCUUUGUAGGAAACGUUUCACUGCAGGAACGUUCAGUGACCAUAUGGCACUUCUCAGAGCAUUCCAGGCAUGGCAGAAAGCACGAAGUGAUGGGUGGGAGCGGGCCUUUUGUGAAAAGAAUUUUCUUUCACAAGCCACCAUGGAAAUAAUUAUAGGCAUGAGAACACAGUUGCUUGGUCAGCUUAGAGCAUCAGGCUUUGUUAGAGCAAGAGGAGGUGGUGACAUUCGAGAUGUUAACACAAACUCGGAGAACUGGGCUGUUGUUAAAGCUGCAUUGGUGGCAGGCAUGUAUCCCAAUUUAGUCCAUGUGGACAGAGAAAAUGUAGCAUUGACUGGGCCAAAGGAGAAAAAAGUACGAUUUCAUCCCACUUCAGUUCUCAGUCAGCCUCAGUACAAAAAGAUUCCUCCAGCCAACGGUCAAGCUGCAGCAAUCCAAGCACUGCCCACUGAUUGGCUUAUUUAUGAUGAGAUGACCAGAGCCUAUAGAAUAGCUAAUAUUAGAUGUUGUUCAGCAGUGACACCAGUUACUGUUUUGGUGUUCUGUGGGCCAGCCAGGUUGCCAAGUAAUGCUCUUCAGGAACCUUCAUCCUUUAGAGCAGAUGGCAUUCCCAAUGACAGUAGUGACAGUGAAAUGGAGGACAGAACUACUGCUAAUUUGGUGGCUUUGAAGCUUGAUGAGUGGCUCAAUUUUAAACUAGAACCAGAGGCAGCCAGUUUAUUGCUGCAACUCAGACAGAAGUGGCAUAGCUUAUUUUUACGCCGAAUGAGAGCUCCAUCUAAACCUUGGUCUCAAGUUGAUGAAGCUACCAUAAGAGCAAUUAUAGCUGUUUUAAGCACUGAAGAACAGUCUGCAGGUUUACAACAACCAUCUGGGAUUGGCCAAAGGCCAAGACCUAUGUCUUCAGAAGAACUUCCUUUGGCAUCAUCUUGGAGGGCAAAUAAUAGCAGGAAAAGUGCAGCAGAUUGUGAAUUUUCUGAUGAGUCUACUACUGCUGAAAGAGUGUUAAUGAAAUCUCCGUCUACAGCAUUACAUCCACCUCAGAAAUACAAAGAUAGAGGAAUUUUACAUCCUAAACGAAGUACAGAUGACCGAUCAGAUCAAUCUUAUUUAAAAUCUACAGAUAUCAGUAGUUACCCAGGUCCUUGUGCUAGUCCUUCUCCUCCAUCCUCAGGAAAGGGCUCAAAAUCUCCAUCACCAAGACCAAAUAUGCCUGUUCGAUACUUCAUAAUGAAGAGUAGCAAUCUGAGAAACCUUGAAAUUUCUCAACAAAAGGGUAUCUGGUCUACAACCCCAAGUAAUGAGCGAAAGCUAAAUCGAGCCUUUUGGGAAAGCAGCAUGGUUUACUUGGUAUUUUCUGUUCAAGGAUCUGGACAUUUCCAGGGAUUUUCAAGGAUGUCUUCAGAGAUAGGAAGGGAGAAGAGCCAGGACUGGGGCUCAACUGGACUAGGGGGUGUAUUUAAGGUGGAGUGGAUAAGAAAAGAAAGCCUUCCCUUUCAGUUUGCACACCAUUUACUGAAUCCUUGGAAUGACAACAAGAAAGUACAGAUAAGCAGAGAUGGGCAGGAACUAGAACCUCAGGUUGGUGAACAGUUGCUCCAAUUAUGGGAACGCCUUCCAUUGGGAGAAAAACCCACCACUGACUGACACUCAGAACUCAGCUGUGGAAGAAAUCAUGCCUGUUAUAACUAUUGAAUGCACUGACUUCCAAAAAUUUAGAUAGGGUUGUGUGUCUCUGAAUGGCCUUUUCUUGUUUAGAAUGUUGCUUCAGAGUCACCACCAUCUUUAUAUAUAAGAGAAAAGGAUCAUUUAAAUCUUUAUAGUGGGCUGAAGAUACAGCUCAGUGACAAGUGCAAGGUCCUGAGUUCGAUCUCCGGUACUGGGAAAAAAAAUAUAUAAUCUAAGUCUAUAGUGACCAGAGAGGAUACCUAGGUAGUGUUUGUUAAUCAUCUCUUUAUUAAGGAAUAAAAUAGUAAUAGUUCAUUAUUUGACAUAGCAAUAUAUUUAAAACAAACAAUUUGAAGUUAAACAUUUCCAUAAAACCCUGACUUAACAAUUCUUACUGAUGACUUUGUAAUGUGGGAAAGGCCUGAAUAUAUCAGUACCUCUGAGCACCAUUUUAGAAGAGUCACUGAGCAUUAUUUUAGAAGAGUCAAUGCUUUAAGAAAUAUCAUUAACGAGUACAACCAAUGAGCCAAAUUCUAAAGAUAUCACCUUUAAAAAUAGAGUAUUUGGGCUGGGGAUUUAGCUCAGCGGUUCUGCUGCCUGCCUUGCAAGCACAAGGUCCCGAAUUCAAUCCCCGGUACCAAAAAAAAAAAAAAAGGUAUAAUAAGGUCUAUUCAUGUUACCAUUUUUAAUCUGAGUAUAUUAAAGAAAAAAGGGAUGUUCUUUUGCUCUGAUUAUAAAAUGCAGUAAAAGCUGAAAAAAGGGCACAAUUCCUCCCUGUCUUUGAUUUGAUGUUUAGUUUUAUUCCUGGUCCUAUCUCUUUUAACUUGAUGUAUACUAUACCCUUUCUUUCUUUCCUCCCAUUUAACAAACUUCACAAAUCUUUUAUAUGAGCACAGUAAUUAUGAUCUUUUUGUGUUGGUUACAAAAACUUGAUUUAGAUAAAAGUUAAAAACAAAUUCAUAAAAGUUUUAAGUGCUCAGUAGUUAUUGGUAGUUAUUAGUAUCAUUAUAGCUUGGUUGCUAUGUUUUUGAAACUAAAAUGCAGAAAGACCACAGAUCCAAAAGGCUUCUUCCAUUUAUUUUUCAUUACUUUUUCUUGACUUAUAUUCUCAGAUACGAUUUACCUCUUUUUCACAUUUAUAGUUUAAUAAUUUUUUUCUUUUUUCUUUUGUAAACCUGUGCUAAUGCCAAGUUACGUACUUAUUGGCAUUCUCAGGAUUAUUUGACUUGAUAUUGUUUAUAAAGUUUUCUUAGAGUGCUCGCUUUGGCAGCACAUAUAAAAAAGUUUUCUUAGAGACUUUUUUUUUGGUUCCGGGGAUUGAACUCAGAACCUUGGCUCCUUGCACGGCAGGUGCUGGAACCACUGAGCUAAAUCCCCGGCCCUCUCAGAGACUUUUUAAAGGGAAAAUAGAGGUACAGGGAAAAGUGAAAGAAAUGUCUUGGUUUCUAAGCUCUAAGUAUUGAACAUGUUUGAUAUAUUUUUCAUGAUACAUUUGAGUCAUUAUUAUUAAAAGAACAUGAAUCCAAUUUAAAGACCAAAAAGAAAACUCGUAAGUUCUCUGGUUCUCCAUUUGAGAAUAAAGAAGUGAAAAAUUAUGGCUCAAUAUAAAAUCUUAAGAAUCCUCUACUUUUUUGGUAAAACGAUGUAUAUUAGUAUGCUAAUUUAGAAUGUCAGCUGUGAAUUUUGCCUCUAUUAGUAAUUAGCUUUUUAAAAAUACUUUGAGACAUACCUGUAAAUGGAGCUUAUGUGAAUUCUGUGAAUUAUCUUUCAUUGUAUCUAUUACUUUUUUUCUUAUUAGAAUAACUUGUAUUUUUCUGAUAAUGUAUACUUUUUAAAAGUAUACAUUUAGUAGUUCACAUUGUUCAAACUUUGGAAGGACUUUUUAAAAUUAAAACUUGUUUUAAAUUUUAAUCUGCUUUCUAAUAUUUAGCCCUGUAUAUAAAUGAUGAGUUUGUUGGUAAAAUAAAUACAAUUUGAAUGUAAUUAAAAUGCUGUUUUUGGAGGAGAUGAACUUUAAAUAUCCUUAUUAAAUGAAAUUCUAUUAAAUUA